Messenger RNA from Exophiala bonariae, 1464 nucleotides. RefSeq lists its product as uncharacterized. The record is from RefSeq and is a predicted model, not a curated record. Bases 1 to 1464 code for a protein of 487 amino acids. The transcript is spliced from 2 exons. Lineage: Eukaryota; Fungi; Ascomycota; Eurotiomycetes; Chaetothyriales; Herpotrichiellaceae. Gene Ontology annotation, molecular function: succinate-semialdehyde dehydrogenase (NAD+) activity. Gene Ontology annotation, biological process: GABA catabolic process.
AUGGCAGUCAAUGGUACUUCGACGGCCCAAUUUGACUCGACUUCAACAAUCCCCUUUUGGCGAGACGGCCAACAACAAACGAGCCCCUUGACGUUUGACGUUCUUUCCCCACUGGAUAAUGAAUUUCUGUAUAAAGCAUCAGCAGCUGAUCAAGAAUACGUAGAGGCUGCGAUUGAGUCUGCUCGACAAGCUUUCCCACUGUGGUCAUCAACCAGACCCGCUGCUCGGAGAGCGAUCUUUCUUCGAGCAGCAGAGCUAUUCAGGCAGCGACAGAGUGAGCUUAAGGGAUAUAGUUUCCGUGAGACAGGUCAAGCUUCAGACUUCCACAACUUUGAAUACGGAGCUACUGUAGACAUAUGUGAGAGUAUAGCAGGAUUGAUCCAGCCAGCUUCUGAAUCAGCCUCCCCUGUGAUAAACGAUGGCAGCGCACUGCUCGUCAAAGAGCCUUAUGGUGUUGUUCUAGCUAUUUCACCAUGGAAUGCACCAUAUGUCCUUGGUUUACGAGCCGUCUUAACACCACUUGCCAUGGGAAACACCGUCAUCUUCAAAGGCCCCGAAGCCGCACCAGCAACUUCAUGGGCUAUUGCAGAUGUUUUGCAUAAGGCAGGCUUGCCAGCAGGAUGUCUCAACACUAUUUAUCACCGGCCCUCCGAUGCUUCCAUCAUUACUUCGACUUUAAUUGCGCACCCUGCGAUUAGGAAGAUCAAUUUUACUGGGUCCACCCGUGUAGGGGGCAUUCUUGGCUCCCUUGCAGGAAGGUAUCUUAAACCAGUGGUCUUGGAACUUGGUGGGAAAGCAUCAGCUAUUAUCUGCGACGAUGCGAACAUUGAAAAUGCAGCACUACAGUGCGCGGUAGGAGCUUUCCUCCACGCAGGACAAAUCUGCAUGUCGACCGAGAGGAUUAUCGUGAACGCGAAAGUGGUCGACUCUUUCCGGGCAGCUUUCAAGACAGCGACAAGUAAAAUUUACUCAGAGCAGGGCCAGGGGACAUCUGGUCAACUUUUCUCGUCAUUUUCGGUGCAAAACAACAAGAAACUUAUCGAUGAUGCUAUUUCGAAAGGCGGAUCUGCUCUCUACGGAGACCCUACUCAUGUCGAAACUAGUUCGACAAAAAUGCGCCCGGUUGCCCUUGAAUUUGUUGACUCUUCUAUGGAUAUAUACUACAAGGAGUCUUUUGGGCCUACCGUCUCGGUCAUUGUCGUUGAUUCUGAUGAUGAAGCUGUGGCAGUUGCUAACGACACCGAGUACGGAUUGUCCUCAGCCGUUUUCACUGAAGACCUGCGUCGUGGUCUACACAUUGCAAGGCAGAUACAAAGUGGUGCCGUCCAUAUCAAUGCCAUGACUGUCCAUGACGAAAGCAUGUUACCGCACGGAGGCUUCAAGAAUUCUGGUUUUGGAAGAUUCAAUGGUCUCGACGGCUUGAGGGAGUGGGUCCAGACUAAGGUCAUCACAUGGAAAAAUUGA